AUGGCACCCGCCAACUCGGAUCACCCAGAGGCAUCUUCGCACUUUCGCCACCGCUCCUCACACCGCCACCACCGCUCCGACAGGGACAGGGACGGGGACAGGGACACCGACGACCGCUCAGACCGACGCCGCUCCCAUCACAGGUCUUCGCGCCGUUCGCGCUCCCGCUCCCGCUCCCGCUCCCCGUCCCGCCCCGGCUCCCCCUCCGCCGAUCGAGACUCGCGCGACAGACACACAAAGAGGCGCAAGGGUCACGACCAAGAUGACCGCUCAGACCGACACCGCUCCUCGCACCAUCGCAGCCAUCGGGAUGAAUCAGGGCGCCCGAGCAGCAGCACCACCAGCAGCAGGCACACCAGGCGCACAGCCGACGACGACGGCCGCCAGACCAUCAUCGACGACGACAAUGCUGGCGACAUCGGACAACCACCAGACGCCCUCGACCUCGCCCUGGAUCGACCCCAGGACUACAUCCCCACUAGCGAGUCGCUCUCGCUCACCUCCAAGCAGGUCCCCUCGCGCGACCCGCACCCUGCACCGCUGCCCGGCCACGCCCUCACCGAGACAAAGCUGCAGCGCGACGACUGGAUGCUCAGCGCACCGCAGGCAGACGGUACGCGGUACCAGGGCGACGACUACGACGCCACCGACGCCACUGCCGCCCGGGCCAGGAUCGAACAAAACUACUUCUCCAACCUAGGCCAACCGAGGGAGAAGAAGCGCAAGGCAAAGGAAGACAAGCCCGACCCGGAAAAGCUCCAGAUCAGCAGCAGGGAGCUCAACACGCAGCUCGUAGAGGGCAAGUCGGUCGACGAGUACGCCGAACAGCCCCGCCAGCGCCCCCAGCACGGGGCACCCGGCCACCAGUGGCGGAUGAUGAAGCUCCGCAAGGUGUACGAGGCGGCAGAGGAGGAACGACGGCCCGUCGAGCAGGUCGCCUUGGAGCGCUACUCCAGCCUUGACGAGUUCAACGAGGCCAGGGCGGAGCGUCAGUUUCUCGACGACCGCGAUCGCGCCAGGGGCAAGGGCGACGGAAAAGGCAAACCAAAGGGCGGUCCAGGCAGCAACGCCGCGGCAGCGGGCAAGGGGACACCGAUCCAGAACGUCACGCGGCGAAGCUUCAUGUUCUCCGACUCGCCUGGACCCGCGGCUGGCCUGGGCGCGGGACCGUCGCGACCCAGCAGCCGCCAGAGCUUCCGCAGGCCCGGCGAGGCUUCGAUGCCCUCGACGCCCCUCGCGUCCACGCCUGCACCCGUCGCUCGCGGCACGAGCUUCCGGCAGAGCGGCUACGACACACCGGGCAGCCGCAGCGACUCAUCGACCAAGCCCAGCACGCCCAUCCCGAGCGUCUUCACGCCCGUCAUCACCAAACCGCGCGUCGAUGCGGCGGGCACGGUCGCGACGACGGACGAUACCGCGGCGGCCGCCGACGGUUCAUCGAGCGACGCGACCCGCCACGCCAUGCAGCAGAGCCAGGCGCGCGACGCCAACACGCAGCCGCCGCUGAGCGCCAACGAGCUCAACAAGCUGCAGGCCAAGGCGAUGAGGGCCGAGCUCAUGGGCGCCGCCAAUGCAAAGGAGCUCAAGGACGAGUACGAACGCGAGAGCGCGCGCGCCAGGAGCGGCGGCGACCGGGGCGCUGGCUUCUUUAGCACCAGCGGACCAACUAGUGCCGUUCGCCCCUUGGCGUCCGGCGAUCAGGCAGGCGACGCAGAGGUGACCGAGGUCCAGGUCCUGCCGACGCUCGACGGCCGAGGUCGCCUCUACGACGUCGGCACCGGUGCGCCCGGCGACGAGGAUCCGAACGCCAGCCGGCCCGGCGCUCGGCGCAAGAAGGAAAAGUUCGAGACGCACGACGCCAAGACGGGCGAGAGGCUGCGGUACAAUGCCGACGACGACAGCGUCACGCUGGCCGACCUGGUGCGGCAGGAGCGCUUCGGCGGCGGGUCCAAAGACCAGAAGGACCUCGACGCCGAGCUGGCGAGCCACAUUAUGCACGACGCAGCCUACCAGCACGACGAGGACUACAUCGACGACAACUCCGAGAGGCUGGCUCGGAAAAAGAUGAAGUCGGACGCCAUGAAGCGGCAGUUUGCCAUCCAAGACUUUGCCAAGACGAAAAAGGUGCUCGACACGUGCAUCUACUGCUGGCAGGACGAGGGGGCGACGCCGCCGCGGGCCACGGUGAUUUCGAGCGGCACGCGGGCGUACCUGGCGCUGCCCGAGUACGAGAGCCUGACGCCGGGCCACUGCGUGAUUGUGCCGAUGCAGCACCACCUGUGCUCGCUCGAGGCCGACGAGGAUACGUGGGACGAGAUCAAAAAUUUUAUGAAGUGCCUGAUGCAGGCGGCCGCGGGGCGCAACGAGCGGGUCGUCUUCUACGAGACGGUGCUCAGCCUCAAGCACCAGAAGCACACGCUCAUUGAGGCCGUCAGCGUGCCCAACGAUGUCAUGGACGUGCUGCCUGGCAUCUUCAAGGAAUCGCUAUCGAUGGUGGAAGACGAGUGGUCGACCAACGCCAAGGUGAUUGACUUUAGCGCCAAAGGGUUCCGCAACACGAUGGUGCCGCAGCUGCCCUACUUUAUGGUGCAGUGGGACUACCGCGGCACGCGCGGCUACGGCCACGUCAUUGAAAAGGCCGACGGGGCGAUGCAGGACCACGAGAGCCGCAACGCGUUCGACGUCGACGAAGGAGGGCGCAGCGGGGGCGACUUUCCACGCUGGUUUGCGGCCGAGAUCAUCGGCAACCAGCUCGACCUGGAACCGAGGCGGUGGAGGAAGCCCAGGCGGCUGGGUGCACGCGACCAGGAGCAGAGGAAGAGGGAGUUUCGCAGGUGGUGGGAUCCUGUUGAUUGGACAAAGAUGCUCGUCGAGCAGCAGCAGCAGCAGCAGCAGCAGCAGCAGCAGCAGCAGCCGUCGUCGUCGUCGUCGUCGUCGGCGGCGGGGGCAGGGAGAAAGUAG
Molecule: messenger RNA, 2961 nt
Organism: Pseudozyma flocculosa PF-1
Lineage: Eukaryota; Fungi; Basidiomycota; Ustilaginomycetes; Ustilaginales; Ustilaginaceae
Exons: 4
Coding region: 1-2961 (986 amino acids)
Biological process (GO): mRNA splicing, via spliceosome
Cellular component (GO): post-mRNA release spliceosomal complex
Source: RefSeq, a predicted model, not a curated record